GGCCCCGCAGGAGACCCUCCACAGGCGCGUCGUCGGUCAGCACGAGGCCGUCACAGCCGUGGCCAAGGCUGUGCGCCGCUCCCGUGCGGGGCUGAAGAAUCCCGAGCGCCCCAUCGCGUCGUUCAUUUUCUGCGGCCCCACUGGCGUGGGCAAGACGGAGUUGUGCAAGGCGCUCUCCGCCGCCUAUUUCGGCAAGGAGGACUCCAUGAUCCGCCUGGACAUGAGCGAAUUCAUGGAGAGGCACACGGUGUCGAAGCUCAUCGGCAGCCCUCCCGGCUACGUUGGCUACGACGAGGACAGCCAGCUGACAGACGGCAUCCGGCGCAAGCCCUACAGCUUGGUGCUCUUCGACGAGGUCGAGAAGGCGCACCCAGAUGUAUUCAAUUUGAUGCUUCAAAUUCUGGAGGACGGCCACCUCACCGACUCCAAAGGGCGGAAGGUGUCCUUCAAGAAUUCGCUUAUCAUCAUGACUUCCAACGUGGGGGCCAAGGUUGUCGAGAAGUCUGUUACCGGCGGCGGCGGCAUCGGGUUUUCCGGCAUGGAUGACGAGGACGAGGACACGAGCAGCUACAAGAGGAUGAAGCAGAACGUUACUGAGGAACUCAAGAAUUUCUUCAGGCCCGAGUUCCUGAAUCGUCUGGACGAGGUCAUCGUCUUCCGGUCGCUGACGAAGGACGAGGUUGGCCAGAUCGCAGAGCUUGAGUUCAGGAAGGUGUUCGAGAGAUGCAAGGAGAGGGGCGUCACCAUGUCGUUGACCGAGCGCUUCAAGAAGAAGGUCGUCGAGGAGGGCUUUAACCCCGUGUACGGCGCAAGGCCGUUGAGACGUGCCAUUACGCGGCUGCUGGAGGACGAGCUGUCGGAGUCGUUUUUGGGCCAGGCCACCUCGGAGGACGAGUGCGUGCUCGUCGACAUCGACGAGGAGGAGAAGGUGCUGGUGCUGCGGGGGCAGCUGCCCCAGGACGGCGAGGACGGCGAGGACGGCGACGCGUCGCAGGUCUCAGACGAGGUGAAGGAGCCCAUGGCGGCGUAGAUCCUCGGGCGCGGUCCGGGCUGCACUGGCUGCGGGACAGCAACCUUCUUCCAGCAUGACUCCGAGGCC
Prorocentrum cordatum is the source of this 1099-nucleotide messenger RNA. The record is from the annotation of a GenBank genome assembly. Lineage: Eukaryota; Dinophyceae; Prorocentrales; Prorocentraceae.